Molecule: messenger RNA, 2602 nt
Organism: Mus musculus (house mouse)
Lineage: Eukaryota; Metazoa; Chordata; Mammalia; Rodentia; Muridae
Gene: Mtfr2
Product: mitochondrial fission regulator 2
Exons: 7
Coding region: 450-1484 (344 amino acids)
Cellular component (GO): mitochondrion
Source: RefSeq, a predicted model, not a curated record
GCGUCCUCCGGCGGCGUCCAAUAGGGAUAGACUCCGAACUCCGGCCCGCGAAGCUUGAUAUUCCAGGCUGGGGUCGAGUCGGAAGCGGCGAGCGAUUCCGGGAAGAAGCUACUCUGCGGCUGUAGGUCGCGUCCGGAGAGUUUCCCCGGCCGCCUGGCGCCGUGCAAUGCCGCGGGAUGGUGAGUGGCACGGGCUCCGUUAGGCCUCGGCUUCCGGUCGGUGGCCGGUGACGGACGGACGGACGGAAGCGCGGGCGGGUGGCGUUCCUCGCGGGGUGAAGAGAGCGGCUGGGCGGUUCUCUCCAGGGGCAGCAGAGCUCCAGGGAUGGUGAUCUUGGCUGUCGCACAUUUGCUUGUCAAUCCCUUUACACACACACACACACACACACACACACACACACACACACACACGGUACCAACGAACAGCGUUUUCUUGAACUUCCUUCACCAAUGUCUUUCAUUCUAAAUAUAUUAAGAAACGUGCUGGAAUAUUUUGGUGUUCCCGUAGACCAGGAUUUGCUGAUUUGUCAAAAUAAAAACUGUGGGUCAGCUCGGAGUAUUGUUCGUAUUAUUGGGAGAAGGCUUCCUUUAAAACCUUGCAGAAGACCUCAUUUUGAGUUGAUCCCGCAUGUGAACUCUACGGAGUCUGAUGAUUAUGAACUUAGGGUUCCAUCUUUUGCUGACGUUUUAUGUGUGGCAAAUGAUGAAGAAGCCAGUUGUCUCAGAUUUCGACAUAGUCUAUGGCAAAAGAAGGAAGAAAGAAAAAUUGCUCCUUUUUAUCCUUCAAAACUAACUUGGGAUCCAUCAUCACCUGGUCUAAGACAGAACAAAACAGAGACAGACGAUCUGCCUGUAAAUGAAGCUGCAAUUAAAAAGAUAGCUGCCCUUGAAGAUGAGCUGACUUUUCUCCGGUCUCAGAUUGCUGCGAUUGUGGCAAUGCAGGACCUGAGAGAGAGCAGAGAGACUGGUUUCAUCGACUUGAGUGAUGAACAAGUGCCGCCAUCAUCAGCGACCACUGGGCUGAGUGUGGAACCAGACCAUGCUCCAAGUGUGGUGCUUCCUCCUCCUCCUCCCCCACCUCCUCCUCCUCAGUUUUCUCUGCAGCCUCCAAGUUCUCUUCCCAUGCAGCCUGGAUCUGCCAAUACACAUGACAUAGAUAGUCUGGCUACUGAAAUGGAAAGGCAGCUCUCAGGUGUUAAGAAGACCGAUGACAGCCAUCAUUCAAAAAGCCAGAGACUUCGUGAUGUCCCAAACAUGCUGGAUGUUCUGAAGGACGUGAACAAGGUCAGACUUCGGCCUGUGGAAAGGUCACCAGGUGGCAGACCCGUUCAGAAGAGGAAGAGACGGAGUUCAGAAUGGGAUCCAGUGUCUUUAAUAUCUAAUGCACUGAAGCAGAAGUUUGCAUUUCAAGAUGAUUCCUUUGACAGAGAAAAUAGUUCCUGGGAGUGUUCUCCGUUUUCUAGUCCUGAAACUUCAAGGUUUUGACAUCACAUUCUCCAACAGAAAGUUGAUGACCUAAGGGAAGGACUGAUAAUAUAAAAGCAGUUAUCCAGGCUAUCAGAAGCAAAAGCUGUGCUCACACUUGGACAGACAGACCCAGAUGUGCCACGUGGCAUCCUUCACUGCCUGUCAGAGAAUCACCUCCUCUGUUAGGGUGAUCAAGCUGUACCCCAGGACCCAUCUCCACCCAGCCUGAGGAAUGAGGAAGACACUUAAGAAUACUGUCCCUGCUUUUGGAAGAUGUGGCAUUUAACUGGCUACUGAAGAGAGUUGGGGGUAUAGAUUCCCUGCUUUAUGAGACUGCUACUGAAAAUGGAAUACAUGGUUCAGUGAGCUGCCUAAAAUUAUGGCUUCCUACUGAGGCUCCUUUCAGUCUUGUGAGUUGCUGUGAUACGGUUUGUUUGGCCUUCAGCAGCUUGUGGAUUUUUAGUGAGCAGAAGAUGAUAUUGUUUUUUAUUAAGUUAGUCAUAGUUGUGAAAACACAGGAACACCUGAGAAACUGAAGGGAAAAAAAAGAUAGUCACAAUUUUAGUCAUGUAGGGUUGAACUUUCUACUGCAAGUAGAAGUAGACCCUUGAUAAGUUCCAUCCACACUGGCUUUGCACACACAGAUGGCUGGUUUGUUCCCUUUGUUCUCUAUUAUGUUUGUAUCCCAUAUGUAUGUGUGUGUGUGUGUGUGUGUGUGUGUAUAUAUAUAUAUAUAUAUAUAUAUAUAUAAUGUAGAUUUUAUAAUAAAUGGAUCUUUUGAAUUUGGUUGAGUAUUUAACAUUUCAAAUUAUAUUCUUACUGUUUUAUGAAAUCUGGUUAUUUUGUGAGAAGUGGUUAUAUUUCUGUUAGAAUUUCUUGGGGGGUGGUACAAGUGAACCCUAGUUUAUUUGCAGUAGGCUGUCUCCUCAUUGGUGCUAAUGUGAUACAUUUGCAUGCUUCCCUGCUUGGCUUCGCCUGUGUUGCAGCAGGGAGCAGGGGGGCGGGGCCGUGUCCGUGGGGUCAGCACCCACCCAUUCCCCCAGGUGCUCUCCUAUCAGAGGACCCUAACUUGUCUGUCACUCAUCAACAGUUUAUUGUAAAGAACUUAGAAAUAAAACCCGUUGUGUAUCAGGGCC